Messenger RNA from Mesitornis unicolor (brown roatelo), 993 nucleotides. Its product is annotated as PDZ and LIM domain protein 7-like. Gene Ontology annotation, cellular component: stress fiber; Z disc; filamentous actin. The transcript is spliced from 8 exons. The record is from RefSeq and is a predicted model, not a curated record. NCBI's taxonomy places the organism in Eukaryota, Metazoa, Chordata, Aves, Mesitornithiformes, Mesitornithidae. Gene Ontology annotation, biological process: actin cytoskeleton organization; heart development; muscle structure development. The coding region runs from base 1 to 858 and encodes 285 amino acids. Gene Ontology annotation, molecular function: actin binding; muscle alpha-actinin binding.
AUGGGGGAACAGCGGCAGCCCCCGCAGCUGGUGGAGCCCCCCAGCACUCCCGUGUGUGACCCCGGGAAGCUGCGGCUGGUCUCCGUGCUGGAGCCAGGAACAGCGGUGAAGACGGAGCCAGGACUGGCCCCCAGGACCCCCGCUGCCACCCCUGGCCCUGCCAGCCGCCCGCCCUGGGCCGUGGACCCCUCAUUUGCUGAGCGCUACGCCCCGGACAAGACGAGCACGGUGGUGAGCAAGCACAGCCAGCCAGCCACGCCGACCCCCAUGCAGAACCGCAGCUCCAUUGUGCAGGCGGCCCAGCACGACCCUCCGGGCCCCGUCUUGGCUGACGUGGCUGUGUCCUGCUGCAGGGGACGCUACCUGGUGGCACUGGGGCAUUAUUACCACCCCGAGGAGUUCACCUGCUGCCAGUGCAGGAAGGUGCUGGAUGAGGGUGGCUUCUUCGAGGAGAAAGGCUCCAUCUUCUGCCCCAAGUGCUACGACACGCGCUAUGCGCCCAGCUGUGCCAAAUGCAAGAAGAAGAUCACUGGGGAGGUCAUGCACGCCCUGAAGAUGACCUGGCACGUGCAGUGCUUCACCUGUGCAGCCUGCAAAACUCCCAUCCGCAACCGUGCCUUCUACAUGGAGGAGGGACAGCCCUACUGCGAGAGAGACUACGAGAAGAUGUUUGGCACCAAGUGCCGCGGCUGCGACUUCAAGAUUGAUGCUGGGGACCGGUUCCUGGAGGCGCUGGGGUUCAGCUGGCACGACACUUGCUUCGUCUGUGCGAUCUGCCAGACCAACCUGGAAGGGAAGACGUUCUACUCCAAGAAGGACAAGCCGCUCUGCAAGAGCCACGCUUUCUCCCACGUGUGAGGGAUGGGAGUUCAGCUGUGCCCACGUGUGCCCCUGGCCCUGCAUGCUCCUCUCCCCCCUCCCUUGCUGCCCCCAGGGAGCCAGCCUGGGCCCUCACACCUUCCCCUUGCUCCUGCAUCUGUCUUGACAGCUCCU